Messenger RNA from Neltuma alba, 1408 nucleotides. RefSeq names its product epoxide hydrolase A-like. The transcript is spliced from 3 exons. NCBI's taxonomy places the organism in Eukaryota, Viridiplantae, Streptophyta, Magnoliopsida, Fabales, Fabaceae. The record is from RefSeq and is a predicted model, not a curated record. Gene Ontology annotation, molecular function: catalytic activity. The coding region runs from base 146 to 1117 and encodes 323 amino acids.
AAAUGCCCAAAUUAGAAACAUUUUCCCAGUCACGUUUGCGACGAAGAGCGGAGAUGUUGCGGUAGUAUAAAGCAUAAACCUCUAAUCGGUGCCUCCAUAUCCCCCACUUCUGACUGCAGAACCAAAUCAGCUCAUCAAGAUCAAGAUGGAAGGUAUGGUGCAUAGAACGGUGGAGGUGAACGGCAUCAAUAUGCACGUGGCUGAGAAAGGAGAAGGCCCGGUGGUGCUCUUCCUCCACGGCUUCCCUGAGCUCUGGUACUCCUGGCGCCACCAGAUCCUGUCUCUCAGCUCCCGAGGCUUCCGUGCGGUGGCUCCCGAUCUCCGUGGCUACGGCGACACCGAUGCCCCAUCGUCCAUCACCAGCUACACAUGCUUCCACCUUGUCGGUGACAUCGUCGCCCUCAUCGACUCUCUGGGUGUGGAUCAAGUCUUCCUCGUUGCUCAUGAUUGGGGAGCCAUCGUCGGUUGGUAUCUCUGCCUCUUCCGCCCUGAAAUAGUCAAAGCCUAUGUGUGCCUCAGCGUCCCCUUCCGACCUUUUCUGGGCAGAAACCCCAAAAUCAGAACCGUAGACGCCUUUCAUGCCUUAUUCGGGGAUGAUUACUACAUCUGUAGAUUUCAGGAACCGAGGAAGAUGGAAGAAGAGCUGGCUCGAGCUGGGACUUCAUAUGUGAUGAAAAAUAUCCUCACCACCCGGCAAACGGGUCCCCCGAUCUUGCCGAAAGGAGAGUAUGGGACUGGCUUCAAUCCCAACACUCCGGAGGACUUGCCCUCCUGGCUCACUCAAGAAGAUCUUGCUUAUUAUGUUGCCAAAUUCAACAAAACGGGUUUUACUGGUGGCUUAAACUACUACAGAAAUCUCAACUUAGACUGGGAGCUGACCUCGCCGUGGAAUGGAGUAGGAAUCAGCGAUAAAGUUCCGGUAAGAUUCAUAACGGGCGAUUUAGACCUGGUGUACACUUCGGCUGGGAUGAAAGAGUAUAUUCAUGGUGGUGGAUUCAAGAAAGACGUGCCCAGUUUGGAGAAGGUAUUUGUGCAGGAGGGAGUGGCUCACUUUAACAAUCAAGAAGCGGCAGAAGACACCAGCAAUCUCAUUUACGACUUCCUCUCCAAGUUCUGAUGCAUUUCGUCUGCUAAUCCGCCCGCCGUCUCUCCGUGCCUCAUCCGAUAAUAAUUUAUUUGAUCGCCUGUAUUUUGCAUUUGCAUCAUGUUUAUUGUAAUAAGCUGUUGCUCUUUGAACAUCUUUCUUUCUACUCGUGGUUUUGCUUUGUUUCCCCACAACACGCUGCCUGUCCAUGGAGCCUUGCAUUCUGAUGCAGUGUAUAUCUCCCCGCCAAAGAUUAUGGGGUGUUUGGCCUAAAAGCCUCUUUGGCAAACCAGUUUCUUCAAAACUAAUGCUUCGCUAGAAAAA